Molecule: messenger RNA, 1094 nt
Organism: Bursaphelenchus xylophilus (pine wood nematode)
Lineage: Eukaryota; Metazoa; Nematoda; Chromadorea; Rhabditida; Aphelenchoididae
Source: the annotation of a GenBank genome assembly
AUGGAUCUCGAGGAAGCGAAACGAAGAUGCCUGGAGGUCCUCACAAGUAUAAAACCCGACCAAGUAUCAGCAUUAGUAGACUAUUUGAGUGAGACUGUCAGGGAUGUAAAGCCAGUAGAUAAUCAAAGAAUAGCAGCAGUCAAAAAGUUACAAAAUAUCAGCAGAAAAUUACGCCACAAGGUUGGUUAGACAGGACAAUGUUUAAUAUUAAUAUCUUCAGACUGAUAUCAGUGGAAAUCUGCCAGGAGAGAAAAUAUUUUGGCCUGUUUCGGGAUCCUUUAGUGACUGUGCUAUUGAUUUGACGGAACAAGUGGAUGCGUUUUUGUACGAUGAAGUACAAUUAGCUGCCUUGAGGGAGAAAAGAGUGUUAAAAGCCGAGAGAUAUUGCGCUGUCUGUAAAUCGGAAGACAUUGUGGAAAGCAAUAUCAUCUCACAUUCCUUGAGCAUCAGUGAAGUAAGGAUCUGAAUGUCUUCUGAGACCAUCUUUUAGUUGGAAUAUCUGUUUUGCGACCUCCUACCUCGAUUUGUGGAAAUGAAAGGAAAGAGUCUGACAGACGUUGGCUCUAGACUCGGGGCCAUUGUAUACGGAGCAUUAGUGUUUUGGUGGGUUAUCUGUCGGUAUUACGUACAUCCUUUUAUUUCAGUCCUGAACUCAAGGAAAUUAAAGGAAUUGAGAUCAGCGAAGGCCAUUGCCAACUUCAAAUGGAGAUUCUGAAUGGUGUAGACUUUGAAAAGAAAACAAAAAUAUUGAAAGGAGACUUCCGAUUAUUUGAAGAUGAUCUCAAAAAUUCAAACAUCAUUACAAUGAACAAUGUUUUCUCAUUCUUUCUCGAUCCAAAUGAGCAGGUCAAAUGUUGGAAUGAGUUAAAGAGAAUACUCCCAUCUGGGGCAAUACUCGUUCACAACCAUUCCAUAGACUAUGUAACCAAUCAUUUGAACCUUGGAUUUGAGAUAGAGGAUUGGGUGGAUGUGGUAAGUUUUGAGUCCAAAGCUGUAGUAAUAAUCUGUAGGUGUUCCCGGACCACCAUGUUUACGCUUAUAUGGAUGAUGAAGAUGACUCCGAACAUAAAUUCUUCGUCUAUCAAAUAAAAUGA